Messenger RNA from Paracoccidioides brasiliensis Pb18, 1848 nucleotides. RefSeq lists its product as uncharacterized. The transcript has 5 exons. Bases 1 to 1848 code for a protein of 615 amino acids. The record is from RefSeq and is a predicted model, not a curated record.
AUGCGUUUCAUUAGCAAACUAUCUAUCAUCGCUUUGGUCACAACCUCGGCGGGUGUCAGUGAAGCCAAGCCUCUGAUCUGGGUUCGUGAUUAUACAGUUCACCCCAGUCAUGGAAAUGUGACCUCCAUAGGCCUGCGCACUGCAACCGUUCAUCCUAUGCCUGUUUCCUCCAGUUCCGAUACAAACACCAUCCUGACUACAACAACCUUCGGCCCUCCUAUUGUUACACAUUUCUUUUCAGUUGAUUCCAUCUCGAGUAGUACUUCCGAUGAUGAUCCCACUCCAGUGUCAAGUUCCUCACCAAGCACUGGCACCACGUCUCCAAUUCACCGCCCCCCAUUAACCACAGGUUUUUACCCAACCCAUUCUAAGGAGCCGGCAAAUAUAACAGGUGUUAGCAGCAAAGUUAUUACGGUCACUUACACCCUUGGAACUGGAGCUUCGACUUCUGUAGUCACUAGAACCCUUACCCAACCUAUUAGCGCUGUCGCCGCUACACCUGUUUAUCCAAAUGCCACUCCUGCUCCUGCUUCUGACAACCAUCAUGGCGAAUCCGGCAAUGGCAAUGGCAAUUGCAACGGCAGUAACAAUUGCAAUUCCAGUAAUCUCUGCAAUGGCAGUGGCAAUUGCAGUGGCAAUAGCAAUAGCAAUGGACAUGACGGUGACAAUCAACAUAUUUCUGAUCCGACAACUACUUUGCCAACCACUGUCACUCAAACCACUCUCAUAACAGUUAAUUCUCUUUCAGCCACUCCUGCUCCUGCUUCUGACAACCAUCAUGGCGAAUCCGGCAAUGGCAAUGGCAAUUGCAACGGCAGUAACAAUUGCAAUUCCAGUAAUCUCUGCAAUGGCAGUGGCAAUUGCAGUGGCAAUAACAAUAGCAAUGGACAUGACGGUGACAAUCAACGUAUUUCUGAUCCGACAACUACUUUGUCAACCACUGUCACUCAAACCACUCUCAUAACAGUUAAUUCUCUUUCAGCCACUCCUGCUCCUGCUUCUGACAACCAUCAUGGCGAAUCCGGCAAUGGCAAUGGCAAUGGCAAUGGCAAUGGCAAUGGAAAUGGAAAUGGAAAUGGAAAUGGAAAUGGAAAUGGAAAUGGAAAUGGAAAUGGCAGUGGAAAUGGCAGUGGAAAUGGCAAUGGCAAUGGCAAUGGUAGUGGAAAUCGGAAUGGCAAUGGCAAUGGCAGUGGCAGUGGAAAUGGCAGUGGAAAUGGCAGUGGAAAUGGCAGUGGAAAUGGCAGUGGAAAUGGAAAUGGAAAUGGCAAUGGCAAUGGCAAUGGCAAUGGAAAUGGCAAUGGAAAUGGAAAUGGAAAUGGAAGUGGAAAUGGCAGUGGAAAUGGCAAUGGUAGUGGAAAUCGGAAUGGCAAUGGCAAUGGCAAUGGUAGUGGAAAUCGGAAUGGCAAUGGCAAUGGCAUGGAAAUGGCAGUGGAAAUGGCAGUGGAAAUGGCAGUGGAAACGGCAGUGGAAAUGGCAGUGGCCAAUGGCAGUGGAAAUGGAAAUGGAAAUGGAAAUGGUAACUGUGAACACAUUGUAACAGCUACCCAUUUCAGUACUGUCACUGUGACUGCUUCAAUCAUCAGUGUUGAGUCAACCAAUGCUGCUGCUGCCCUAGUCAGCGCUAGUGUUCCCACUGAUCCAGUUCUCAACCCAUCGCAAACCGACCCUACUGUGAACCCGACCACCACUUGCACAACUUCAUCAGCGACUGCUCUCCCGAUCCGAUUCCCUGGUUCAUAUAGAGGAAUUAACGUCACCACAACGAUCGAGCCUCAAUACCCCACUGCAUCUUCCGGAUUCCACACGAGAAAUCACAUCUUUCCAACUGGUGGUUACCGCUUUAAAUAG